UAAUCAUGGACGUCGUUGCUUGAGGUAUCGGCGUUUUGUUGAAAAAUAUAGCAAAAAUGUGUAAUUAAUUUGUAAAUCGAGUGUUUUUUAACGUUGUUGUAUAACAGAAAAUGGUAACGAUUGUUGACGAUUUAGAUUCUUUAACUUUGCAAGAGCCAAUUUUCAAGGAUGUCAAAUAUUAUGUUUCUGGCGAUGUCUCGGAAAGGAUUAUGCUGUUACUUCAGUCCGGUGGAGCGGAGAGUACAAAAUAUUUCUCAGACUAUGUCACACAUCUAAUUUGUGGGCAAAAUGCUGAGGACACCGACGUCGAUGAAGCCCAGGACAUUUACCAGAUCCCUGCAGUGACGGAGCACUGGGUCCUAGCGUGCGCGCGCCUCAAGAAGUUGGCCGACCCGAAGCCCUACAAUCCUCAUAAGAAUAAGAUAUUUAAUAACAUUGUAUGUUGUAUAUCUAAAGUGAGUGUUGCUGACGCUAAAACCUUGUUCGCUGUUAUCACAUAUCAUGGUGGAAAAGUAAAGUUGAACUUGGACUCUCAGUGUACUCACCUGAUUUGUGGAUCUGCUGUGGGAAAGAGAUACAGUGCCGCGCUCACACUCCCUCCCUCAAGGAUAAAGAUUGUGACCCCUGACUGGGUGCUAGAGAGUAUUAGGGCUAGAAUACAAGCGGUGACUGAUAUAUUUCACCCAAAACUGUUAGUUGUCCCUCAGCCUCCCCCGAAAGCGAUGGACCGUAUUAGUGCAAUCACAGGUUUCGAUUUUGAGGAAGGUAUUGCUAAAAACGAGGUGCCCACACAAAAUAUGGCAGAGAACAAGGAUGAUAGUACCCAGGCUUUGUUGGACAAACUGAAACAAAGGAUGCCUUGGAACCAUCCCCCGGCCAGCUCUAGUGUGUCAGUGGCUUCUAGUACACCUAUCAGUUCGAUGGGUUAUACUUCAACUUCCAUGUCCACACCCGGUAUCAUGAGCAAAUCCAUACCGCAAGGCAUUGUGACACAAAAUUUACAGAUACAGGGCAGUCAGCCGAACUCGCCACUACUACAGAAGUUUGGACAACAGAACACAAUAGUGUCACAAGCAGGAAUGAUGCAGAGUCAACAAAUUAGUAUGCAGCAACAACAACAGCAGCAACAACAACAACAACAACAACAACAACAGCAGCAGCAGCAGCAGCAACAACAACAGUCAUACCAGGGGCAACAGCAACAACAACAACCACAUGGCCUAACAGCAAUACAGAUACAGCAACAGAAAAUGUUGCAACAGCACCAACUGAAGAUGCAAAUGUUGCAGCAGAACAAGCUCAACAACCAGCAGGGCCAGCAAGGGUUCCAGCCCAAUGUCUCAGUGUCCCAAAUGUCUCAGAACCUUCAAGGUCAAUUGCAGCAACACAUACAGGGUAACCAGCACCAUUUGCAACAGAACAUAAACCAGCCUCCAACAACAAUGAGCUCAGCUCAGCAGCAUAUUGAGAAUAUUAGCCAGAUGUUGAGUCAGAGUGCUAAUAAUCUGCAGCAACAGCAGAACAUGGCCAUGAAACAAAGCCUGAGCCUCAGCCAGCAGACUGCUUCACAAGCUGUCCAGAAUAUUGCCCAACAACUUGCACAGUCCACUCAGAAUCUUCAAAAUGCAAAGAUGAAUCAAAAUCUUUCACAAGGACAGCUGAUUAACCAGCAACUGAUAUCAUCUGGGCAACAGAUGUCACAGCAAAACCAAGGAUUAAUUCAGCAACAAAAUGUACAGAAUAUAAAUAAUCAACAACAGAAUAUUAAUAUGGGUGUCCAGGGCCUAGUGACGUCAUCACAGGGUCAGACAGGACAGGGUGUACAGCUCAACCAACUGGUGAACUCCAACCAACAAACAGUACUGAGCCAGCAGAUCCAGUCUGUGCAGCAAACUAUACAGACUCAGCAGAAUGCUAAUGUACCUGUGCAGGGAGCUUGGAGACAACAGAACUUGCAGAUGGUGCAAAAUGUACAAGGCCAGCACCAAAUUAUAAGGAACCCAUUAGUUCAGUCUCGGACACCACAGAAUCAAGUUAUUCUGCAACAGCAAAUCAUGCAGACUCAACAACAGGCCUUAAUAAACAACCAACAACCUCAAUUGAGUCCCCAGCAUACUAUACAACAAAAUCCUCAGCAAAUUCUCCAACAAUCCAUAGGAGGUCAAGGCCAACAGUUGAACCAGACACAUCACCAGAUCCUGUUCCAAAAGCAGCAACUUCUAAGCAGUUCUGGUCAGCAGCAGAUAGUGCAAGCUCCUCAACAAGUGCUGAUAAACCAGCACACAGGACAGCAACAGAUUCUAGUACACGGAAACCAGCAGGUCACAUUGCAAGGAGGUCAGCAAAUUGUGUCACAAAGUCAAAUUGUUCACCAAGGAGGUCAGAUUGUGAACCAGGGUGGACAACAGAUUAUAACACAGGGUACGCAGCAGGUUUUGACGCAAGGAGGACAACAUGUGGUGAUUGCACAGUCGUCUCAGCAAAUCGUGACACAGUCUGGUCAGCAGAUACUUGGUCAAGCGGUGGGGCAGACUCAGCAGGUGUUGACACAGAUGCCGCAGUCUCCUCAGGCAGGUGGUGGGGGAAGUAUCCAGCAGAUUAUCACGCACGGCGGGGCGCAGCAGAUAGUGUCGCCGGGCGGGCAGCAGAUAGUGCAGGGCGGACAGAACGUGUCCUGGCAACAACAACAGUACUUGCAGCAGAGGCAGCAGAUAGCACAGCCUGGCACUGUGGGACCAAGGGUGUCAUGGACGGCGGGCGGCGGUGGUCGUCAACUGAUCCACCUGGACGCGCAGACUCACGCCCAGCUGCAACAGAUGAAGCCGCAGGAGCGCGCCGUGUUUGUCGCGCAGCUACAGAAGCGGCGCCAGCUGUCGCUGCAGCGACAGGCCGCCAUAGCUCAGCAACAGCAGCCAGGCGUAGUGGCGGGUUCCCCCGGCGCCCCGGCCCCGGCGGGCGCGCAGAGCGUCACCUUCAUACGCAGCCAGAUCACACCGGGACUCUCUCAGCAACAAGUGCCGGUGCAAUGGCUCCAGCAGCAGGGCGCCCGGGCCGCCAUACCAACCGCUGCGCCUGCGCCGCCGCCGCAAUCUCCCGUUGGCUCAGCUGGUGUAGGUAGUCCGGUAGCAACGCCAGGCGCUGGAGCGGGGGCCGGCGUGGAGACACAGCUCCAGCAGCUCCAGCUGCAGCGCCAGCAGCACUACCAGCGGCUGCAGCAGCUGCAGGCGCAGCGGGACCAUGUCGCACACCAUGCGGCCGUCAAACAGGUAUCUCCAGGUGUAACUCAACAUGUAGUAGCUGGCGCCCCCUUGGCGGACCAACCAGUAGACGCAGCACUAUUAACUCCCACCACGCCAGACCAACAACCAGGGAAUGCUCUCCUAGUUAAUCCGAAGACCAAGACAGCCCUGGCUAACAUGCUGAGUAUAAGGCUGCAAGGUGGCCCCGCUAGUGACCAUGAGCCUUCCGCAGCCGGCACGCUGCGCCUGCUGACGGCGGCGCAGGCCCGGCCCGCGCCCGCCGCGCCGCGCCUUCUGCUGCACCACGCCGCGCACCCGCACCACAAGGUAUACGCGCCCCCCGCCCGGCCCCCGCCUGCGCGUGCGCAAUUCUACGGACACAACCCCAACCUCAAACUACCGCCGGACCUGUUCUUACUGGGCUGUGUCUUCCAUAUUGUGGAGUACCAACAGUCGUGGGGCGCCGACCGCGUGGCUCGCUGGGGCGAGGCCAUCCAACGCCGCGGCGGGGAACUGGAGCCGGUCUACUGCGCACGGGUCACUCACGUACUCUGUGAGACACAGAAACAUGGAGUCGUUAUGCAGGCUCUCCGCGACGCCAAGCGCUGCGUGACGGCGUACUGGCUGUCGGACGCCAUGUUGCGGCGCGGCGUGGUGCCGCCGUGGUUAGCGUUACACCUGCCGUCCAUGUACGCGGCGCGCGACCGCCCCGCCAGGCACCAUCGCGCCGCCAUCUCGGGCUGGAGGCACGACGAGAGGGACCGUGUCACGUUCUGUAUUGAACAUAUUGGGGCCAAGCUAACUCCAUACAUGACUCGAGACAACACGGUACUGAUCUGCAAGCGUGCGGAGGGCAACAAGUACAGACGAGCGAGGGAGUGGGGGAUACCAGUCGUUACUGCCGCCUGGCUUACUGAUCUACUACUCGGGAACAUGAGCGCGCUCUCACAGAUCGAGAACGCAAAGUACCAGCAGUUCAAUCUGACCAGCCCAUUCCGUAUGGAUUACAGCUUAGUGUCGCAUUUGAUGAAUGCUUGGAAAAUGCCAAUAAACAUAACGCAAGAAUCCCACGAGCGUGCGAAGCGGUCUGCCGCGGCGGCCUGCGUGGCGGCCGGAGGACGGAGGGCGAAGCGCCCUCGUCUCUCCUCCCCGCCGCCCGCGCCGCCCACUCCCAGCGGGGCUCCGCCACAGCCCCCGCCCUUGCACUUAGCUCCAAGAGUCGCCUUCUCAGCACUAACGCCUAAUAUGCAACAUAAAUUAGCUGCUAUUGUCAGACAACUGGGCGGCCUCGUGGUGUCUUCUGCAGCUGAGGCCACACACCUCGUGAUGGAGAAGUUAGUGAGAACGUCCAAACUGAUCAGUAGCCUCGUCACGGUCAAACAUUUACUCACACCGGAGUGGAUCCUAGAGAGUCAGAGACUGAACAAGUUCGCAGACGAAGCGAAACACGGCCUUAGAGACGAGGCCUUCAACAAAAUGUUCAAGUGUGAUGUAUCAGAAGUAUUACUCUGCGGGGAAAUGAGGAAGAAACUCUUCGAAGGCGUCACCUUCUUCCUUACACCUUGCGUCAAACCCUCCCGCGGUGCUCUCACAGAAAUGAUAGAACUUUGCGGCGGGAAAGUCGAGAAAAAUCGCCGGUCGUACGUCUCCAUACAAGAAAUGCAUAAUCAGAAGAAAUACAGCUACUUAGUCCUCACAGUACCCAACGACCUACAUCUAGUUUACUAUCUACUUCAAUCUGAAAAAACUCUAAAUGUUGUCUGCAGUACUGAAGUAGUGCUAUCCGCCAUUAUGAGGCAGAAGUUAGAAGUUGAAGAGUUUCUCGUCAAAAUAGACUAAUGUUCCUCCUUUCAUCUAUCAGAUACAUUAUCAUAGUUAGGUAUUACAAAUUUUGUCGUUUUACAAUUUUAUGAACUAUUGACAAUAUUUGAAUAAAGUUUAUAUGAUACAGAGUUCCAUAAAUAUACGUUACGACUAUAGAUAAAUAUUCUCUAUUUCUGAUCUAUUAUUAUUUUGACUUUCGUCUUUAUCGAAACAUGAUUUUUUUGUGAACGAAUAAAGUCCUUAUUAUGUUUCUCUUUUAUUUUGGAAUCUCUGUAUUUUUUAUAAUUUGUUCUUGUUAAAAGUUUCAUUUUAAGUUCAAUUUAUAUACUUUGUUAAAGAAAUUUAAAAGAAUGCAUGUUGCGUCGUUUAAAUGUAAGCAGAAGUUUUCGAAAUAUUUUUGUCAGUUGUAAAUAGAUGCUUUAAAGGUCUGGACCAUGAUGUGUAUAAAUUAAAAAAGAGAACUUGAGAAGUUAUAUUAAACUAUGUUUUUAAUUAAUACA
Messenger RNA from Spodoptera litura, 5563 nucleotides. It is a transcript of the gene Ptip, whose product is annotated as PAX transcription activation domain interacting protein. The record is from RefSeq and is a predicted model, not a curated record. NCBI's taxonomy places the organism in Eukaryota, Metazoa, Arthropoda, Insecta, Lepidoptera, Noctuidae. Gene Ontology annotation, cellular component: MLL3/4 complex.